This is a messenger RNA of Brettanomyces bruxellensis, 2760 nucleotides long. RefSeq lists its product as uncharacterized. The transcript has a single exon. The record is from RefSeq and is a predicted model, not a curated record. Gene Ontology annotation, cellular component: plasma membrane. Lineage: Eukaryota; Fungi; Ascomycota; Pichiomycetes; Pichiales; Pichiaceae. Bases 1 to 2760 code for a protein of 919 amino acids. Gene Ontology annotation, molecular function: calcium-activated cation channel activity.
AUGACGGAGGCUUCAACUUCAACAGCACUAAGUUCCCAUACUGUCCAUCAGAAUACAUCAACGCAGGAUGUUAUGACCACAAUAGUGUACAAUGCAGUGGUGUGUGGCGGUAUGGUACUUGCGUUUCUAAUUCUGAGACUUCGAUUUAAACGUAUUUAUGAACCCAAGUCUAACUUCAAAAUUGUUCCUCCAAAUCAACGACCAGAUAAGCUUCCCAAAACACCAUGGGGAUGGUUUAAAACUCUACUCACUAGACCAGCUAGGCAGACAAUUUCAGAGGCCGGUGUAGAUGGGUAUUUGUUCCUUCGGUACCUAAAAGUUUUCACCUCGCUUUUUUUAGGUGGAAUUUCCACGUGGGUGAUUCUUCUUCCAAUAAACAUGACACACAGUAAGCAGGAGACUGGAUUGGAUCAGCUGGGAAUUUCUAACGUUGGAACGGCAAAACGAUAUUAUGCACAUGCAGUUGUUUCAUGGCUCUUUUACGGUAUAUCUCUUUUCACAAUAUACAGAGAACUUGUGUUCUAUACAAACUUUAGAAAUGCUAUUUUGGUUUCUCCAGCACAUGCGGGAAAGUUGAGCACACGUACAGUUAUCUUUCAAAGCGUCCCAGAUGCAUUUUUAGAUGAGAGGAGAAUAAGAAAACUUUUUGAAGGGGUGAAACAUGUAUGGAUUGCACGUGGUCAGCGGAAAUUACAGAAACGGGUCAAUGAGCGAGAACGUGCUUGUCGUAAUCUGGAAGGUGCUCUUUGUAAACUUCUUAAAAAGGCUAUGAAAAAGCUAAAGAAAGCAGAAAAGAAAGGACAUAUAAUUGAGCCAGCAGAUGAACUUGAACAAUACGUUCCUCGUAAGAAAUGGCCACGUUUGCGUCCAUCGAAGUUUAGCCGCAAGGUGGAUAUGAUAGAUUACUAUAAGAAGAGAAUUCCAGAAUUAAAUGAAGAGAUCGAGGAAUUGCAAAAUGGUUACAAGUUAUCGAAUCCGAUGAAUUCCGUGGCGGUUGAAUUUGUUAACUUAUCCUAUGCUCAAGUGGCAUUUCAGCAGGAACCAUAUGAUCAACCUCAGUACUUCACUCCCCGCCAAUUUGGUGUUGAGCCUAGUGAUAUUUUCUGGCCAAAUAUGCAGAUUUUCUGGUGGGAGAGGAUUAGUCGACGUGCUGUAGGUGUUUCUAUCAUUACUGUUUUGGUUAUCUUCUGGGCUAUUCCAUCAGCAUUGGUGGGUAUGAUAUCGAAUCUUACAUAUUUAACCAACAAACUAACUUUCUUGCGCUUCAUUUACAAACUACCAAGUUCUCUACUUGGCCUUGUUACAUCACUUCUCCCAACCGUGAUGAUGACACUUUUGAUGAUGAUUCUCCCGAUGUUUAUCCGAUUUGUGGCAAAGCUUAGUGGAGCAAUUUCUAUUCAACAAAUUGAAUAUUACACACAACAAUCAUAUUUUGCAUUUCAGGUGAUUCAAGUGUUUUUAGUGACUACAGUUGCCUCGUCAAUAACAUCGGUCAUCACACAAAUCAUGGACCGUCCAUCCUCUGUCAUGUCACUUCUCUCCAGUAACUUGCCAAAAUGUUCGAAUUUUUUCGUUUCAUACGUUCUUUUCCAAGGCUUUUCUAUUUCCGGUGGUGCUCUUCUGCAGGUUGUCACAUUAAUCCUAUUUUACUUCUUAGGCCAACUACUAGACAAUACACCAAGGAAGAAAUGGAUUCGGUUUAAUGAUAUCGGCUCUUAUUCAUGGGGUACAACAUUUCCAGUGUAUACAAACUUGGCUGUUAUUACAUUUGCAUAUUGUAUCAUUUCACCAGUUAUUCUCCUCUUUGCUGGUGCAUCAUUCUUGAUUUUAUAUAUCUGCUACCAGAACAACAUCAACUAUGUAUAUGGUCAGGCUCCAGAUGCUUUGGGCAUAUAUUAUGUCCGUGCUCUUUUCCAGAGCAUGGUUGGAAUAUAUUUAGGAGAAAUAUGCUUGAUGGGCAUAUUUGCUGUUUCAAAAGCCUGGGGUCCUGUUAUAAUGGAGCUUAUAUUUUUGGUUGCAACGACAUUUUUUCACAUUCAGCUCAACAAUGCAUAUGAUGCACAUCUUAAGGUUUUACCAAAUACCGUUAUGCGUCCAUUAGAUGGAAAAACAGACACUAUUUCGUGGACGAAUCGUAAACAUGAAAACGAUGAUCAGUUAACAAACAAGGCUGCUUCACAGGCCGACUACAUUUCCAGAUAUAUACACAAAGAAGUUCCACUUCUUAUUGAUGGUGAGCAUGGUAAUCAGGAGGCAAAAAGGACAAAUUUCUUGGUUCGAUUCUUCAAACCGAAUACGUAUCUAUCAUACACGAGCAUACAAUCAUAUAUUCCAGACAGAUUCCGAGAACUUCCAAACGAGUCACCCGAGUACAUUGAACAUGCUUACGAUUAUAAGGUUGUGAGUGAGAAAUGCCCAAAAGUCUGGAUUCCACGCGAUCCAAUGGGUAUUUCACAAAGCCUAGCUUUUGAGUUCAAGGAUGUCGUUGAGAUAGUUGAUACAAAUGCAUUAUUUGAUGCCUCUUGUAAUAUAAUAUGGACUGGUCCACCACCAGAGGAGAAUUUCUUUGAGGGUGAUGAUAAGAGUAGUGAGAAUACUGAUCUAGAUAAUAAAAAGGACAGGAAAAGCUUGCUAUUUGGAUGGACCGACAAAUUACCGAUCAACCCAUUUACAAUAAACAAGCGUGGUGACAAGGAUAAUGAAGCUACCCGGGAGGAUGCUGAAAAGUCAGCAGAUGAAAGUGAAGGACCGUUUGCAUAG